UGUUUUUGUUUUUAGUUUAGUUUACAUUAUUCUUCUGUUUGUUUCCCGAGAAAAUUGCAAAAGACAAAAAUAAAGAUGAGAAUUAUGGAAUUUUUUGCUUUUCUAUUAUGUUACUUUCUGUUUUUCCAAAGAGAUAAACCUAAGCUAAGCAAGAUUGUAGCUCUAUUUUGUUUUCUUUUUAUUACUUUAAUUCAGUUUUAUAUGAUCUAUUGAGAUUCUGUAUUGUGAAUUCUGUUUCUUUUUUUUUUUUUUGAGGUAAUUGAUUUACAGAAAUGAACUUAGGAUGGUUGAGAUUAUGGGCUUCUAUUUUUUUUGGCUCUUUAUUGGUUUAUUUUAGGAUGAACAUAUAUAUCACAUGAUUGGCUUGUUUUUCUGAUUUGGGCAUAUGUUGUAUUCUUUCCCAACUAUGGAUCAAAUUGCCUUAUAGAAAUUUGUCCCUCGUUAAUUUGAUAAUGCAAAAAUUAAAGCAUCCAAUAAUGUGGGUUAAAUAGGAUAAAAAGGAUUGAGAAAAUUUCACAAUUGAAGUUUCCUCUUGACUGCUAGAGGGGUUUGCCUUUGCCAAGUGUUCACGGUGUGGAUGCACAUAGAAAACAAAUAAAUUGAUACUAGGAACAAUUCAAAUUAGACUUUUUUUAGUAUAAUGGAUCAUGUUGAUCAUGUAUGCCCUUUGAGCAGGCCCGUUGUUUCCUGUGAGUUACUUAUUGAAUGACAUGUGUUGAUUAAAGAUUAAUAUUGUACUGAUGGGUUUAGGGUUAGAAAUUUCAGUUUAUGUGCAGUUUCUGCAUCAUCCGCAGGUGUUUUUAAGCUAUAUUCUGUUUUCAUAUUCUUGUGUCCCUGACUUCUGUAAUUUUAUUGUAGCAAAAAAUCUUUUGGAACCAUAUGAAUAUCAGUUGUACAUCUAUGAGAAGAAGUAUAGUUAGAUUAUCUCUUCUCAUGCUUGACUAUUCCCUAAUUUCAUUCUUUGAAAAGCUCAUAUUAGAAUGGUAACUCUUUGUAGAGCUCAUUUGUUUUUUCCUGGACAUUGUAGCCCUUCUGAAAUAAAUCAUCCAAUGGAAGAUGAAUUGGUUGGCCUUGUAUUUUUUUCAACCUAAGGUUCCAAGAAAAGGAUGGACUAGCUAGAUUCGAAAUUAAUUGAAGACAAUAAAAACAAUAAUUAUAAUACAAUCGGUCAAGGUGUGCGUGCAAUUAGCAAAACCUUUUUGUCUGAUUUACUUCUAGCAAGAAUACUGUCUUUCCAGCCUCCAUCUUCGGUUGAUAUUAAAAAUGUUGGAACAACUUUGAACAAUUUGAUGGAGGCAAGCUUUUAAGCAGUGUGAAGAGAGAAUGCUUAGUGUAUUAGCUUAUUUUCCUUCUGAAUAGGAUUAAUUGUUGAGCAAUAGAGUGCAUUUUGGUAAGAUUGAUGCCACUUUCAAACGUGAAUUUUGCUCAAGGGAUAUUAAUAUGGCUAUCGCAGAAACCAGAGCAACGGUCUCAUGUACCCAAGUUUGGCAAUUGGAACAGUGAAGAGAACGUUCCCUACACAGUUUAUUUUGAUAAGGCCCGUGAGGGUCGCAGUGGAGGAAAGAUUGGAAAUCCGAAUGAUCCCGAAGAGAACCCAGACUUACAUGCUCCAACUGCAGCUCCUCCUGCUUCCAGAGCAAAACCAGGACUGGAUGAACCAGUAGGACAUAAACCUGCUAGAAGAGCCCAUGAGCGUGGAAGGAGCAGGGAAGAAGGUGAACUCAGACAAUAUGCUGAUUCUCCAGCACGUCAUGAGAAUGUCAACCGCAGAGCUAGUGGGGACUCUACACCUUCACGUUAUGGCCGUGAAGUAAGUUCUGCUGAAGCCCCAAAACGAACUACAAGACCAAGUAUCGGAUCUGAAAAUAGCAUAGAUAGAUCACCCCUCCAUCACCAGGCUCGUGUCGCAGGGAGAGGUAGCAUGGCAUCACCUGCCUGGGAAGGAAAGACUUCAUACGAUAGUAGCCAUGCCACUCCUGGGAGAUCCAGAAUGAGGCCAAGUGCUAGAGGCGAUGAAAGUCCUGAUAAAGGUGCUGCUGUUCCAAAAUUUGGUGAUUGGGAUGAGAAUAACCCGGCAUCAGCUGAUGGUUAUACUCACAUAUUUAAUAAGGUGCGAGAAGAGAGGAACAACGGGGUCAGGGUACCGGGCAUGCCAGGUGCACAAUCUCCACACAACACUGUUCGGAACCGAAAGCCAAAUAACAGCAGUGCUAAGAGUUGCUGCCUUCCAUGGUGCAGGAAAUGAGGCCUGUGAAUUUGUGGAUUUGUUACAAGUUGUGUGGAAUAUUGUAAAUACAUUGGAGGCUCCUUUAAAGCAGAGUAAUUUCACUGAAGUGAGGUUAUUAUCUCUA
This is a messenger RNA of Durio zibethinus, 2351 nucleotides long. The record is from RefSeq and is a predicted model, not a curated record. NCBI's taxonomy places the organism in Eukaryota, Viridiplantae, Streptophyta, Magnoliopsida, Malvales, Malvaceae.